GUGCUAUUUACGAUUACAAAAAGCAAUAAAGUGCAACAAAAUGUUUGCAAAAAUAGUUUUGUUGGUUUCCUUGGCGGUUUACGUUGAAAGUUACGCAACUUCAUAUCAGUCGGUCACAAAUCACGUCGAUGGACACGCUGGAGGCGGCGGCGGAGACGGCGGACAUCACGUCGCCUACUACCCCCACCAUGCUGAGUCCUACGCCUCACAAUACAUCCACUCUGACGGAGGAGAACACUACGACCAUCAUAAACAUUAUUAUCCUGACCAUCAUCCGAAAUAUCAAUACAAAUACGGCGUGGAGGAUGAGCACACGCAUGAUAAGAAAUCAGCGGCGGAGGAACGUGACGGUGACGUGGUGAAAGGACAUUACACGCUCGUCCAGCCCGACGGCAGGACACGCAUCGUCCAUUACACCGCCGACAAGCACAACGGUUUCACGGCGCACGUCACCUAUUCCGGACAUGCCGAUCAUCCGGUUGUGCAUCAUCCCACCUAUCAUCACUAUUAUUAA
Dalotia coriaria is the source of this 514-nucleotide messenger RNA. Its product is annotated as adult-specific cuticular protein ACP-22-like. The transcript is spliced from 4 exons. Bases 41 to 514 code for a protein of 157 amino acids. NCBI's taxonomy places the organism in Eukaryota, Metazoa, Arthropoda, Insecta, Coleoptera, Staphylinidae. Gene Ontology annotation, cellular component: extracellular matrix. The record is from RefSeq and is a predicted model, not a curated record.